AUGUCACGGGUAGUUGCAACACAAGUUGCUGUGAAAGAUUUGCAAGACGUCCAGAAAACAGAAACAGAACCAUCAGAAAGCGAGAAAGUAGUUACUGUUGAUCCGAAAGCGUCGCUCAGCUUCAGAGGUUUGUCAAUAAUACUUAAUCUUGACUUGGGUAUUCGUAGCGACAAAAAGAUGAAAUCUUUCAAAGUAAA
This is a messenger RNA of Paramuricea clavata, 197 nucleotides long. The record is from the annotation of a GenBank genome assembly. Lineage: Eukaryota; Metazoa; Cnidaria; Anthozoa; Malacalcyonacea; Plexauridae.